This is a messenger RNA of Glarea lozoyensis ATCC 20868, 774 nucleotides long. RefSeq names its product beta-carbonic anhydrase, cab. Bases 1 to 774 code for a protein of 257 amino acids. The transcript is spliced from 3 exons. NCBI's taxonomy places the organism in Eukaryota, Fungi, Ascomycota, Leotiomycetes, Helotiales, Helotiaceae. Gene Ontology annotation, cellular component: cytoplasm. Gene Ontology annotation, biological process: carbon utilization; cellular response to oxidative stress; cellular response to carbon dioxide. Gene Ontology annotation, molecular function: carbonate dehydratase activity; zinc ion binding. The record is from RefSeq and is a predicted model, not a curated record.
AUGGCUCCUCCCGCUGAUAAGUUUAAAUAUGCGCUCAAGUCCAACGACGCCUGGGCCAGUUAUAAAGGACACCAAAACGAGUCUUUCUUCCCAACCCUCGCCAAGGGACAAGCACCCGAGAUCUUGUGGCUUGGUUGCAGUGAUUCCCGUUGUCCUGAAACUACGCUUCUCGGUCUCCAGCCAGGGGAUGUCUUCACCCACCGAAAUAUCGCGAACAUCCUAUCCCCGACCGACCUAAACUUCCUCUCCGUCCUCGAAUAUGCGGUAGUACACAUCAAGGUCAAGCACAUUGUUCUUUGUGGUCACACCUCCUGCGGUGGAUGUGUCGGCGCACUGUCUGAUUCUCGAAUCGGUGGUGUCCUCGACGCAUGGUUGACACCUCUCAAAGCAGUCCGCGCAGCAAACCAGAAAGAACUAAGCGCAAUCCAAGAUGAUGGAGAACGCAUUAAGAGACUGGCAGAACUCAAUGUCAAACAAGGAGUCGAUGUCCUCAUGGCCAACUAUGUUGUCCGCGAAGCGAUUGAGAAGCGAGGUCUCGAUGUCCAUGGAGUCCUCUUCAACAUUGGGUCCGGAAAGAUUCAAGAUCUUGGACUUGGCACCGACGGAGAACUUACCCAAUCGAAAGAUGGCAAGAUUUCCCUGACUGAUGGAACAGAAGGUCAAGGUAAGCGAGAGUCUGCGUCUGCGCCUGUACCUGAAUUUGAAAUUGUUCGCGGCAAUCAUGCCAUGCUUGUAUUCAACAACGACGAUACAGCGGUACUGACAGUGCGUUGA